Huiozyma naganishii CBS 8797 is the source of this 1542-nucleotide messenger RNA. RefSeq names its product cysteine desulfurase (gene NFS1). Lineage: Eukaryota; Fungi; Ascomycota; Saccharomycetes; Saccharomycetales; Saccharomycetaceae. The record is from RefSeq and is a predicted model, not a curated record. Gene Ontology annotation, molecular function: cysteine desulfurase activity; pyridoxal phosphate binding. The coding region runs from base 1 to 1542 and encodes 513 amino acids. Gene Ontology annotation, cellular component: nucleus; mitochondrion; cytosol. Gene Ontology annotation, biological process: [2Fe-2S] cluster assembly. The transcript has a single exon.
AUGCUACGUAAUAGCUUUUACAGAACGUUUCAGCGGUUUUCGGUCGUUUCUCCCACGAGGCAGCCAGUGCUAAGUAAUUUGAAGGGUGGGCUACCCUCUUUCAGGACGUACGCUUCAGGUGGGGCUGCAGCUGCCGUGAAGAAGGUACAGCCCGCUGCUGAACCAGUGAAGGUACCGGAUGAUUUAGCAUUAGAGACUCACACCGAUAUUCAGACCGCUGCCAAAGAGCAAGCUGAUCAACGGCAGGCUGCGACGGAAACCACCCCACUGGUUAGCCCCACACCCUCCGAAACAACAGCGCUGAACCACGCAUACCAAGAGAACACCGGCUUUGGUACAAGGCCCAUAUACCUGGAUAUGCAGGCCACUACGCCUACUGAUCCCCGUGUAUUGGACACCAUGCUGAAAUUCUUCACAGGUCUAUACGGUAAUCCACACUCUAACACCCAUGCUUACGGGUGGGAAACAAACAAAUCUAUCGAAGAGGCAAGGAAGUACGUUGCUGACAUGAUUAACGCUGAUCCAAAGGAAAUUAUAUUCACCUCAGGUGCCACCGAAUCGAACAACAUGGUCAUAAAGGGUGUGAGCAGGUUCUACAAGAAAACAAAGAAGCAUAUUAUCACGACUAGAACCGAACACAAAUGUGUUUUGGAAGCAGCGAGAAGCAUGAUAAAUGAAGGAUUUGAAGUGACCUUCUUGGGUGUCGACAAACACGGUCUCGUUGACUUGAAAGAGCUCGAAGCGGCGAUUAGACCAGAUACUUGCGUAGUGUCAAUAAUGUCUGUCAACAACGAAAUCGGUGUUGUACAGCCCAUCAAGAAGAUUGGUCAGAUCUGUAAGAAGCACAAAGUGUAUUUCCACACAGACGCUGCUCAAGCAUACGGCAAGAUAAAGAUGGACGUCAACGACAUGAACAUUGACUUAAUGUCCAUUUCAUCGCAUAAAAUUUACGGUCCAAAGGGUAUCGGCGCCCUUUACGUUAGAAGAAGGCCAAGAGUGAGAUUAGAGCCAUUGUUUUCAGGUGGGGGUCAAGAGAGGGGUCUGCGGUCUGGUACAUUAGCACCUCCAAUGGUGGCAGGUUUCGGUGAGGCAGCUCGGUUGAUGAAGAAGGAAUUUGACAACGACCAAGCUCAUAUUAAAAGACUAUCCAAUAAACUGGUCAAGGGGCUAUUGGCCAUUGACCACACCUCAUUAAAUGGUUCUCCAGAUCACCGUUAUCCAGGUUGCAUAAAUGUUUCGUUUGCUUACGUUGAAGGUGAAUCCCUGUUGAUGGCUUUGAGGGAUAUCGCUUUGUCUUCUGGUUCUGCUUGUACCUCGGCGUCUUUGGAACCAUCAUAUGUGCUCCAUGCACUGGGUAAGGACGACGCCUUGGCGCAUUCUUCGAUUAGGUUUGGUAUUGGUAGGUUCUCGACGGAGGAGGAGGUUGACUACGUUAUUAAGGCCAUAAGCGAGAGAGUGAAAUUUUUGAGAGAAUUGUCCCCACUGUGGGAAAUGGUUCAAGAAGGUAUUGACCUUGACUCGAUCGAAUGGUCAGGACAUUAA